AUGUCUGCCGGUGGACGUUUACUGCGUCGCAUGCUGUUUCCCGUAGCCGUCGUGACGACAGGAGCUGUCCUGGUCUACAGCUACCGCCCACGAAACAUUCCUGGUCAUUCAUCAGCCGCAGUGCCGGCGCCGACAUAUGCCCCCGAUGGCUCCUUUACGAUGCCACGAUUCCCACACGUCAAGUCCCGCGAGGAACAACUCAAUGCCCUGCGCCUAAGCAGUAGCGGCUCGGCCGGCGACGAAUAUGAUAUGCUUGUAAUUGGUGGAGGUGCCACUGGUGCUGGCAUUGCUCUCGAUGCUGUGACUCGCGGCCUCCGCGUUGCUGUCGUGGAGCGUGAUGACUUUAGCAGCGGCACCAGUAGCAAGAGCACAAAGCUGGUCCACGGUGGUGUUCGAUACCUGGAAAAGGCUGUGUGGAACCUCGACUAUAAUCAGUACAAGCUGGUCCGCGAGGCCCUCACAGAGCGAAAGUACUUUUUGCAGACUGCGCCGCAUCUUUCUAUGUGGCUUCCGAUCAUGCUACCACUGGAUAAAUGGUGGAAGGCACCCUACUAUUGGGCUGGAACUAAGUUUUACGAUCUCCUGGCUGGAAGCGAAGGCAUUGAGAGCUCCUACUUUCUCACCCGCAGCAAAGCUCUUGAAGCCUUUCCGAUGCUCAAGCAGACUGACUUGGUUGGCGCUUUGGUAUACUACGACGGAGCACACAAUGACUCUCGCAUGAAUGUCUCCAUUGCCAUGACAGCUGCUCUGUAUGGUGCCACCGUGGCAAACCACGCUGAAGUCACAGGUCUCUUAAAGGAUGACCAAGGCCGUCUUUGUGGCGCCAAGAUACGUGACAACAUUUCUGUUCGCGAUGGCAAAACUGCUGAGGACUUUACCGUGCGCGCCAAGUGUAUCGUGAACUGCACAGGUCCCUUUACAGAUGCCAUCCGCAAGCUAGACGACGAAAAUUGCAAAGAAAUCGUUGCGCCGUCUUCGGGCGUCCAUGUUAUCUUGCCAGGCUACUACAGUCCAGGCAAGAUGGGUCUGUUGGAUCCCUCCACCUCUGACGGCCGAGUCAUCUUCUUUCUCCCUUGGCAGGGAAACACGAUUGCGGGCACCACAGACUCGCCUUGCGCAAUCACCCCCAACCCUGUGCCGGACGAGGAGUCUAUCAACUGGAUUCUUGAUGAAAUUAGAGGCUACCUCUCUCCCGAAAUCCGCGUCCGCCGCGGUGACGUUCUGGCCGCCUGGUCGGGAAUCCGGCCGCUCGUCAAAGACCCCAAGGCCAAGAACACCGAAUCGCUGGUGCGCAACCAUCUCACAUUCGUCUCUCAAUCGGGCCUUCUGACUUGUGCUGGUGGUAAAUGGACUACGUAUCGUCAGAUGGCUGAGGACUGCGUCGAUGUCGCUGUCGACGAGUUUGGCCUCAAGACCAGGGCCGUCGAGGAUGCUCCGCGACAAGACGCUCUUCAUCCCCUUGAUCCAGUACUUCGGCGUCGAGACUUCAUCCCCUUGAUCCAGUACUUCGGCGUCGAGACUGAAGUUGCCAAGCAUCUAACUGAAAGCUACGGAGAUCGUGCCUGGUCAGUCGCCGCUCUUUGCAAGCAAACAAACCAGCGUUUUCCCGCUCGCGGCGAGCGAAUCUCGCAGCUCUAUCCCUUUGUGGACGGUGAGGUGCGAUAUGCUUGUCGACACGAGUACGCACAGACGCCUGUCGACAUCCUGGCGAGACGCACGCGCUUGGCUUUUCUCAGUGCUCAAGCAGCCCUCGAGGCUCUCCCCAAAGUUAUCGACAUCAUGACCGAAGAACUAAAGUGGGAUCGUCGUAGACAGGAAAAGGAAUGGAAAGACACUGUGGACUUUCUCAAGUAUAUGGGUCUCCCCCAGCCGAUGCUGUCGGCCACCCGUAAGCAGGUUGAGCAAGGCAAGCUCGACUUUGCAAGUUCGCUCGACUGGAACAUGUACUCGCGACACGACAAACCCCAGGAAGGCUAA
Messenger RNA from Cordyceps militaris CM01, 1977 nucleotides. RefSeq names its product glycerol-3-phosphate dehydrogenase. Gene Ontology annotation, biological process: glycerol-3-phosphate metabolic process. Gene Ontology annotation, cellular component: mitochondrion; glycerol-3-phosphate dehydrogenase (FAD) complex. The record is from RefSeq and is a predicted model, not a curated record. Bases 1 to 1977 code for a protein of 658 amino acids. Gene Ontology annotation, molecular function: glycerol-3-phosphate dehydrogenase (quinone) activity. NCBI's taxonomy places the organism in Eukaryota, Fungi, Ascomycota, Sordariomycetes, Hypocreales, Cordycipitaceae. The transcript is spliced from 3 exons.